Molecule: messenger RNA, 1822 nt
Organism: Hyla sarda
Lineage: Eukaryota; Metazoa; Chordata; Amphibia; Anura; Hylidae
Gene: MIMS1
Product: family with sequence similarity 210 member A
Exons: 5
Coding region: 252-1058 (268 amino acids)
Cellular component (GO): mitochondrion
Source: RefSeq, a predicted model, not a curated record
CGGCCUCCAUCUCCUCACAGUGGGCGGAGCUAGACGCAGCGCGUUGCACGGUCGCAGUCUGUAAUUUCACUACUUCCCUGUCAUUUGCAGCCGCUGAGUGAGAACAAGGCAGCCGGACAGGUGCAGAAAGUAUUAUUGGUUGCACAAUAUGUGGUUCAUGCAUUCAGCAAGUUUGUGACAACACAUUGAUGUCUGGAUAUUCUUUAACUGGCUCUCUUUCUAUAUCUGGUUAGAUCAGGCUUGAUGUCAUCAUGUACACGCUGAGGACUUUUUAUCUUAGAUGUUAUUCCAGUAUAAAAUCCAUUUCCACUUUAACCUCACAAGCAUGUAGACAACAGCAAAGAUGCCUGAUCUCGCCAAGGACUGGAUGCCAGGUUUUAAUACUUCAUGGACAAAAUCAGUGCUUCCAUUCAGCCCCUAAAUAUGAUUCAUCACAAGAUAAAGGAGGCCACCAGAUUCCUUCUCCUGCUACCAGUAAUCCUGUGAAGAGUGACCAGACCAGCUCUGCAGCUGAUGUGCCUGUUAAUGUAGAUGACACAGAUCCUUUACAAGACAAGUCCAUAGGUCUUGUGCAGAGGUUUAAAAAGACUUUUAAGCAGUAUGGGAAAGUGAUGGUCACAGUCCAUGUGCUGACGUCCAGUGCAUGGCUCGGAACCUUUUACUUUGCAGCCGUGAAAGGAAUAAAUGUCGUUCCUUUCCUGGAGUUCAUUGGACUGCCUGAAAGUAUAGUGAACAUUCUGAAGAAUUCUGAGAGCGGGAAUGUACUCACAGCAUAUGCCUUGUAUAAGAUUGCAACCCCAGUCCGAUAUACUGUAACAUUAGGAGGGACUUCUAUUAGUGUUAAAUAUCUCCGGAAAUAUGGUUACUUGUCCACUCCACCAUUGGUAAAAGACUAUAUACAGGACAAAAUGGAGGAGACAAAAGGACGUUUUAGUGAGAAAAUGGAAGUAACAAGAGACAUGAUCAGUGAAAAGAUGGAAGAAACAAAAGAUAGACUCUCUGAAAAGCUACAAGAAACCAAAGAAUCUUUGACUUUUAGGAAAAAGAAGGAGGAAUGAAAUGGUGUCAUGUAAACAAUUCCUGGAAUUGUGCACAGAAAACUGCAUUGGUUUUUAUCCAGUCUUGCUAUUUGACAUUUGCAUAGAGUUGCUGUACAAGACCUCAUUCCUAGAAAUCAUAUAUAUUACAUGUUAACCUUGUCUAUGGCUUUUGCAGUUAUUGGCACGUCUUAAUAUCAGUGUAGACGUAAUAUUAGAAGCUUUUCAUUGAAAUCCAGUAUAAAUGUUUAAUGUCUCAUUCUGCAUCAAGUUGUAAUACCACUGCAGGUGAGCUUCUAAAAUAUUCCUUUAUGUCCGCCCUGACUAUAAAUGUGGAUCAUGGUUUCUACUGUAUGCAGAGAAAAAAAGGUUUCUUCUCUUCAAGUUAAAGGGGUACUCUGCCAUCUCAUCUCCUAUCCAAAUGAUAGGAGAUAAGAUGUCUGAUCGCUAAGGUCCCACAGCUGGGACACCCACGAUCUCUGUGUAGCACCUGGCGUUUGUUUAGAAUGCUGAGUGCGGGCAGUGGGGGGGGGGGUGGGGGGUGUUAAGUCACGUCACACCACGCCCUCUCAAUGAAAAUCUAUGGGAGGGGACGUGGCUGCCGCUAUGCCCCCUCCCAUAGACUUGCAUUGAGGGGGCGUGCAUAUGACAUCACGAGGGGCAUGGUUGUGACGACCCCGCCGCCCGCUCCAAGUGUUCAGAACAAAAUGUUCCCAACGAUGGGGCAGCAGAGUACCCCUUUUAAAGGGGUAUUCCCGGGGAAAACCUUUUUUUUUUUUUUUUUU